AUGAAUAUGGUCGCACGUGACGACCGUUUUGCUCGCGCAACGUGCAUGCAUGGUGUGCAUGCCGCCACCCGGCAAGCCACGUCGCGCUCGAUCCGUUACUGGGCGGCCGGUCUUGCCGGUGGCAUUGGUCUUAUGACCUACACGCUGUUACGUUCUUCGGCAUCGCGUACGAAUGCCGUGCAGGAUCUCAGUGAAUCUACGGAUACUGCAUCACCGACAUCCUCAUCAUCGACGCCCAAAGAUGAACCGCCACCCGCUUCGUUUGCGCAGAGCAUGUGGGGAUGGACAGUACGGUACUUGAUUGAUCCAUUCUUUGUGUUGAAGAGGUUUAUCUACUUAUCUAUUCUAUUCUUGCCUGUACUUCUCACUGUCCCUCUUCUUUUCUGCGGAGCAAGUUCCACUGUCACGGACGAUCAAGGCCAUACGGAAGAGCGGCCUGGUUGGGGCGCCCGGUUUUGGUUCGCUUUCCUGGUGAAGCAAAUGGAGUUAGCUGGGCCGACGUUUGUCAAACUGGGGCAAUGGGCCGGAUCGCGUCGUGAUCUGUUCCCUGAGGCCCUCUGCAAUCAGCUAGCCAAGCUGCAUUCAAGCAAUCAUCCUCAUUCAAUGAAACAUACUCGUAAGGUGCUGGAAUCCGUGUUUGGACUACCAUUUGACGAGAUUUUCACCUCCUUUGAUACGGAGCCAGUAGGUGUGGGUGCUGUGGGUCAAGUGUACAAGGCUGUGCUUCGCUCGGAUCUUUUGCCGCGCGACUACCUGGUGGAGAAAAUUCAGGUAGACAAGCUGCAUCAAACAGCGGAGCAGAUUGGACGUGAACUUGCGUUGACGUAUGAUCACGACGAAUCAUUACGCCAUGUUCCAGGCGCUGCUGUGGCUAUCAAGGUGCUUCAUCCGAAUGUCCGCUCUACCAUUGACUAUGAUAUUCAAAUCAUGUCGUUCUUCGCUGGCUUAAUUAAUAUGUUCCCGGGCAUGAAGUGGGUCUCUUUCCCCGAAGAAGUCGAGCGAUUCUCCGCGCUCAUGUUCAGUCAAUUGGAUCUUCGCACAGAGGCUUCCAACCUAACGCGCUUUGAGAAGAACUUUGUUCGUCGUGGCGGUACUGUCACAUUCCCUCGGCCGCUCCAAGUGUUCUGUACUCGGGAGGUGCUAGUUGAGGAGCUGAUCGAUGCUGUACCGCUGAAGCAUUUUAUGAAGAUGGGCGGCUUAGAUUAUGAUAUGGCCAUUGCCGAAAUGGGUUUGGAUGCGUUUUUGCAAAUGCUACUGAUUGACAAUUUCACGCACGCUGAUUUGCAUCCAGGCAAUAUCAUGGUAAAGUUCUACCGUCCUACCACUCGUUCCAUGCUCCAAAAUGCCUUCUCACGUAUUCUGUCACGCUUCGAUCCUUCCUACCUACUGGGCCAUCCGAGCCGUACAGGCAUUCUUUCGGAUGAAGUCGUGGUAGAGGAGCUAUUGUCGCGUACAAACGAUAAACGAGCAUGGCUCUCUGGCCUUCGCGCGCUUGAGGAUGAAGGAUACUUGCCUGAGCUUGUCAUCCUGGACGCUGGGCUUGUGUCUGAGCUUUCGCCCAAGAAUCUGCGCAACUUUCUCGACUUGUUCGCAGCGAUUGUGACAUUUGAUGGUCGUCGAGCUGGUGAGCUCAUGGUGGAACGCUGCCGGACGCCUGAGCUCGUCACCGACAAGAAGAGUUUUGUGAAUGUCAUUGGGUCAAUUAUGGAUAGCGUACAUUCAGACUCGUUCAGUUUGGCGUCACUGAACAUCGGUGACGUUUUGUCGCAAGUCUUGUCCUCUGUGCGUCAGUACCACGUGAAGAUGGAAUCUGACUUUAUGGACACCAUCCUGAGUAUCCUUAUUCUCGAAGGCAUUGGUCGUCGUCUCUACCCUGACCUGGAUCUAUUCACCCGGGCUGUUCCAAUUCUUCGCUCGCUUGGGCAAAAGAUGACCACAGACGAAACACAGCUUGCGUCGUUCCGUGAAAAUAUGAGUGUGGCUAAUAUCUGGCCCAUGUUCAAACUCUGGGUGUAUUUGGAAGCUCGUUCCUUAUUCGCGAAUACACAGCAUCUUGCGCAUGUGGUGGAUGCAUUUGUGCGCUACGGUUGGUUCUCCGACUAA
Malassezia pachydermatis is the source of this 2103-nucleotide messenger RNA. Its product is annotated as atypical abc1 abc1-c protein kinase. The record is from RefSeq and is a predicted model, not a curated record. Lineage: Eukaryota; Fungi; Basidiomycota; Malasseziomycetes; Malasseziales; Malasseziaceae. Gene Ontology annotation, cellular component: mitochondrion. The transcript is spliced from 2 exons. The coding region runs from base 1 to 2103 and encodes 700 amino acids.